Funneliformis mosseae is the source of this 1677-nucleotide messenger RNA. Lineage: Eukaryota; Fungi; Glomeromycota; Glomeromycetes; Glomerales; Glomeraceae. The record is from the annotation of a GenBank genome assembly.
AUGUCGAAAAGGACUUUUAAUGACAUCAUAAUUGUUAAUGAACCUAGCGAUGAUAAUGAAGUUGCGGAGACUGUAUUAACUAAUAACGAAAAUUUGCACAAAGAAUCCGAAAAGUGUCCACUUCCUACACUUUCAGUUUCUACUAUGACUUCUACUAAUAAUGAACAAAAGCAUAAGAAAAAAACUCGUGAAGUUCCGUCACGUUAUAUGCAAUCUAUUUCGGGCAAUUCUAAUGCCUCAUCAAAUAAAAAUCAAGAUAUUAAAAAAAAUGCUAUAUCCAAACCAGCCAUCGAAGGUAGCAGACCCAGUGUCAAACCAAUCAAAACUGUACAGAAACAAUUGGGUAUAUCUCGAACGAUCGCUCAGAAACGUAAAUCCCAAAAAAUUGUUACAAGUUUGAAUAAAAAUCAAGAAACAAUAAACCAGGAUCAAAAUAAGGCUACCUUACAAGAUUGUCAAUCUCCAACUGAGAAUCGUAAUUUAGAUGAUGAAUUGAUAAUGUUAAAUGCACGAUUGACGCAAUGGUGUUUAUUAAACGCUAAAGCAGAACAUGCUUUUGAGUAUCAAAAAAGAACUGCAGAGAUUCAAUUAUUGGAUGCAUGGGAAUUGCUUGUAAAGAAACAAGAAGAAUUGUCAAAGGCCAGUCACAAAUUUACAUUGGAGAAAGAAAUUAUCUUCCUAAAUACGACUUUAAAGCUUCAGCGAGACAUUUUAUUACAAAUCAACGAACAUUUUGAAAAUUUUAAGAAACGUUACAUUUUAUUUGCGUCAUCUUUAGCAAGCACUACAACAGCAAUGCCAAUUGCUAAUAUAAUAACCGGUGAAUUAGAUCAAUUAAAGAAUGAGAUUAUCACGUGUUCGAUAGCAGCUGAGGACGUUUUACGAAAAUGGGACAUGGAGUCACCAUUGACACAUGAUGUCGCCCGGUCAAUGCACACAUUAUGUAUGAAUAUAAAAAAAGAGAUUCAAGAGUUAAAUGAGUGCAAUGCCCUUCUUCGUGAAAUUUCUGAAGCUGAAACCAUUGAGGCUAGCUUGAGAAUACAAAAGCAAAAGAAGUGUCUCGAAUUAUCUGCCGAUUACUAUCAAGGUAUCUCGAAUCUUUUAAAAGAAACCGAUGUUUCAUUAUUUCUAGCACCGCCAAUGCCGGGAACGGAUCCUCUCCAUAUUAUCAACGAGACUGGAAUGGUAAUCAGUGGUAUGCUAAAUCCGGGCUUGGGUGGAUAUGCUGUUAGUCCCCAAAAUUAUAGUAAUAAAAAAUUAAAAAGACAUGGGAGGGAUGAUAUUUCAGCUAGUGGAGAAGAGGCUUACAGUUCCGAAAAUCAAAAAGCACCAAAACAUAGACGAGCACCAAGACAACUUUGGACAGAUGAUGAAGUAGAACGGUUGAAAGCUGCCCAUGACAAAUACAAUGGUGAUUGGGAACUAAUUAUUAAAGAAUUUGAACCUGAGCGUACCAGAAUUCAAAUCUUCCAGAAGGCACGUCAGAUGGGACUUCGCGCCGUAGAAUCUGGGAAACUGAUCGACCUUUCAAAACCAAACGCGAUUAUCGAAUAUCACAAUGCAAAUUUACCGGAAGGAACGCUCGAAGAUGAAGGAAUCGAGUUCGAACAAGAAAAUGUCGGCGGCGAUUGGGUACAAGAAGAGGAUGACGCUGUAAACGACGGUUCAAACGAUUGA